GCCGUGCUGCGCGGCUGGCUUCCGUUGGCUUCCGUUUCCAUCUGCUGCCUGUUCUUUUGGGGCGAGUACCUUGGUGACAUCACACAAAAAGGCUAUGAGAAGAAGAGGUCAAAAUUAAUUGGCGCCUACCUUCCCCAGCCUCCGACAGCGAAUGGAGCUGCCGUGGUUCGGUGUAGACUGCAGCGCAGUGAAGGCGUGCCGAGGAGACCGUUCCGCUCUGCCCACAUCGGGGUGUGCGACGUCCGAGAAGCCGCGGCCCGGGAGCGGGCGGCCAGCGCCACGGGGAGCCGGCCUCUGUUUUACUUUCGUUUCGGGGUGGACCAAGCGCUGCCGCCAGAGCGCCGGGCUCCCGUGACGCCCUCCUCCUCCUCACGCUACCACCGCCGGCGGUCUUCAGGGUCCCGAGAUGAGCGCUACCGGUCGGACGUGCACACCGAAGCUGUUCAGGCGGCUCUCGCUAAACACAAAGAGCGGAAGAUGGCCGUGCCGAUGCCCUCCAAGCGCAGGUCCCUGGUCGUGCAGACCUCGAUGGAUGCCUACACACCCCCAGAUACCUCUUCGGGCUCGGAAGACGAAGGCUCGGUGCAGGGCGACUCCCAGGGAACCCCCACCUCCAGCCAGGGCAGCAUCAACAUGGAGCACUGGAUCAGCCAGGCCAUCCACGGCUCCACCACGUCCACCACCUCCUCGUCCUCGACCCAGAGCGGGGGCAGCGGGGCCGCCCACAGGCUGGCCGACGUCAUGGCCCAGACCCACAUAGAAAACCAUUCUGCACCUCCCGAUGUAACCACUUACACCUCAGAACACUCGAUGCAGGUGGAACGGCCCCAGGGCUCCACCACGUCCCGGACGGCACCCAAGUACGGCAACGCGGAGCUCAUGGAGACCGGGGACGGAGUCCCGGUAAGUAGCCGGGUAUCAGCAAAAAUUCAGCAGCUUGUCAAUACCCUCAAGCGACCGAAGCGCCCACCAUUACGAGAAUUCUUUGUUGACGACUUUGAAGAAUUGUUAGAAGUUCAACAGCCAGAUCCGAACCAACCGAAGCCGGAGGGGGCCCAGAUGCUGGCGACGCGAGGGGAGCCGCUGGGGGUGGUCACGAACUGGCCGCCGUCGCUGGAGGCUGCGCUGCAGAGGUGGGGCACCAUCUCGCCGAAGGCCCCCUGCCUGACCACCAUGGACACAAAUGGGAAGCCCCUGUACAUCCUCACUUACGGCAAACUGUGGACGAGAAGUAUGAAGGUUGCUUACAACAUUCUGCAUAAGUUGGGAACAAAGCAAGAACCUAUGGUGCGGCCUGGAGACCGGGUGGCGCUGGUGUUCCCCAACAACGACCCGGCUGCCUUCAUGGUGGCGUUCUAUGGCUGCCUGUUGGCUGAAGUCGUGCCCGUGCCCAUCGAGGUGCCGCUCACGAGGAAGGAUGCAGGGAGCCAGCAGAUCGGCUUCUUGCUCGGAAGCUGUGGCGUUACUGUCGCCCUGACUAGCGAUGCUUGCCACAAAGGACUACCGAAAAGCCCAACAGGAGAGAUCCCGCAGUUUAAAGGUUGGCCAAAGCUACUCUGGUUUGUCACGGAGUCAAAACAUCUCUCCAAGCCUCCUCGAGACUGGUUCCCACACAUUAAGGAUGCCAAUAACGACACUGCUUAUAUCGAGUACAAGACGUGUAAGGACGGCAGCGUGCUUGGUGUGACGGUGACGAGGAUUGCAUUGCUGACACACUGCCAGGCCCUGACGCAGGCCUGCGGCUACACGGAAGCGGAAACCAUUGUGAACGUGCUGGAUUUCAAGAAGGACGUCGGACUCUGGCAUGGCAUCCUAACGAGCGUCAUGAACAUGAUGCACGUGAUCAGCAUCCCGUACUCGCUGAUGAAGGUGAACCCCCUCUCCUGGAUCCAGAAGGUCUGCCAGUACAAAGCAAAAGUGGCUUGUGUGAAAUCAAGGGAUAUGCACUGGGCGUUAGUCGCGCACAGAGAUCAAAGAGACAUCAACCUCUCCUCUCUCCGGAUGUUGAUAGUGGCCGAUGGCGCCAACCCUUGGUCUAUUUCUUCCUGCGAUGCAUUUCUCAACGUCUUCCAAAGCAAAGGCCUUCGACAGGAGGUCAUCUGUCCUUGUGCCAGCUCACCAGAGGCCCUCACAGUGGCUAUCCGGAGGCCCACGGACGACAGCAACCAGCCGCCCGGCCGGGGCGUCCUCUCCAUGCACGGGCUGGCCUACGGCGUCAUCCGCGUAGACUCAGAAGAGAAGCUGUCUGUGCUCACCGUCCAGGACGUUGGCCUCGUGAUGCCUGGAGCCAUCAUGUGUUCGGUGAAGCCAGAUGGGAUUCCUCAGCUGUGCAGAACAGAUGAAAUCGGGGAGCUGUGUGUGUGUGCUGUCGCAACAGGCACAUCAUAUUACGGCCUCUCCGGCAUGACCAAGAACACCUUCGAGGUGUUUCCCAUGACAAGCUCGGGGGCGCCCAUCAGCGAGUACCCCUUCACAAGGACGGGCCUGCUGGGAUUCGUCGGUCCCGGGGGGCUGGUCUUUGUGGUGGGCAAGAUGGACGGCCUCAUGGUGGUCAGCGGGCGCAGGCACAAUGCCGAUGACAUCGUGGCCACGGCGCUGGCCGUGGAGCCCAUGAAGUUUGUCUACCGAGGAAGGAUCGCUGUGUUCUCGGUGACCGUCCUGCACGACGAGAGGAUUGUGAUCGUGGCCGAACAGCGGCCGGACUCCACGGAGGAGGACAGCUUCCAGUGGAUGAGCAGGGUGCUUCAGGCAAUUGACAGCAUCCAUCAAGUCGGAGUUUACUGCCUGGCCUUGGUGCCCGCAAACACCCUCCCCAAAACCCCGCUCGGCGGGAUCCAUUUGUCGGAAACGAAGCAGCUCUUCCUAGAAGGCUCCCUUCACCCCUGCAAUGUCCUGAUGUGCCCCCACACCUGUGUCACGAACUUGCCUAAGCCUCGGCAGAAGCAGCCAGAAAUCGGCCCCGCCUCUGUGAUGGUGGGGAACCUGGUCUCUGGGAAGAGAAUUGCCCAAGCUAGUGGAAGAGACCUGGGUCAGAUCGAAGACAAUGACCAGGCCCGGAAGGUAGGAACCCAGUUCCUGUUCCUCUCGGAGGUCUUGCAGUGGAGAGCCCAGACCACGCCGGACCACGUCCUCUACACGCUGCUCAACUGUCGGGGUACGAUCGCAAACUCGCUGACAUGCGUGCAGCUUCACAAGCGUGCCGAGAAGAUAGCCGUGAUGCUGAUGGAGAGAGGCCACCUGCAGGACGGGGACCACGUGGCUUUGGUCUACCCACCAGGAAUAGACCUGAUCGCAGCAUUCUAUGGUUGCCUGUAUGCAGGCUGUGUGCCAAUAACCGUCCGUCCUCCGCACCCACAGAACAUCGCGACAACCCUGCCCACCGUCAAGAUGAUUGUGGAGGUGAGUCGCUCCGCCUGUCUGAUGACCACGCAGCUGAUCUGCAAGUUGUUGCGGUCCAGGGAGGCAGCGGCAGCUGUCGAUGUCAGGACGUGGCCCCUCAUGCUGGACACAGAUGACUUGCCAAAGAAGCGGCCCGCCCAGAUCUGCAAACCGUCCAUUCCAGACACCCUAGCGUAUCUCGAUUUCAGUGUGUCCACAACUGGGAUGCUAGCUGGCGUAAAGAUGUCUCACGCAGCCACCAGUGCCUUUUGCCGUUCCAUUAAGCUGCAGUGUGAACUUUACCCGUCUAGAGAAGUGGCCAUCUGCCUGGACCCUUACUGUGGACUGGGAUUUGUCCUCUGGUGCCUCUGCAGUGUGUACUCAGGGCACCAGUCCAUUCUGAUCCCACCCUCGGAGUUGGAAGCCAACCCCGCCUUGUGGCUUCUUGCUGUGAGUCAGUACAAAGUCCGGGACACCUUCUGUUCCUACUCAGUGAUGGAGCUGUGUACCAAGGGGCUGGGCUCCCAGACGGAGUCCCUCAAGGCGCGAGGUCUGGACUUGUCCCGCGUGAGGACCUGCGUGGUCGUGGCGGAGGAACGGCCUCGCAUCGCUCUCACACAGUCGUUCUCCAAGCUGUUCAAGGACCUGGGCCUCCAUCCACGGGCUGUCAGCACCUCAUUUGGCUGCAGGGUGAACCUGGCGAUCUGCUUGCAGGGGACCUCAGGACCUGACCCGACCACUGUCUACGUGGAUAUGAGAGCCCUGAGACACGACAGAGUCCGUUUAGUAGAAAGAGGAUCUCCUCAUAGCUUACCCCUGAUGGAGUCCGGAAAAAUUCUCCCAGGAGUUCGGAUCAUAAUUGCCAACCCAGAAACAAAAGGACCCUUGGGAGACUCGCACCUUGGAGAGAUUUGGGUUCACAGUGCUCACAACGCCAGUGGGUACUUCACGAUCUACGGAGACGAGUCCCUCCAGUCAGAUCACUUCAGCUCAAGAUUAAGUUUUGGAGACACCCAGACCGUCUGGGCACGCACGGGCUACUUGGGGUUCCUGCGGAGGACCGAGCUCACAGAUGCAAAUGGAGAGCGCCAUGAUGCCCUCUACGUGGUCGGGGCACUGGACGAAGCCAUGGAGCUACGGGGCAUGCGGUACCACCCGAUUGACAUCGAGACCUCGGUCAUCAGGGCCCAUAAAAGCGUGACCGAGUGGUGA
Molecule: messenger RNA, 4590 nt
Organism: Carlito syrichta (Philippine tarsier)
Lineage: Eukaryota; Metazoa; Chordata; Mammalia; Primates; Tarsiidae
Gene: DIP2C
Product: disco interacting protein 2 homolog C
Exons: 37
Coding region: 478-4590 (1370 amino acids)
Source: RefSeq, a predicted model, not a curated record